Prunus armeniaca (apricot) is the source of this 594-nucleotide messenger RNA. NCBI's taxonomy places the organism in Eukaryota, Viridiplantae, Streptophyta, Magnoliopsida, Rosales, Rosaceae. The record is from the annotation of a GenBank genome assembly.
AUGGGUUUGGGGACGGAGACGAUGACGAGGAUAGACAGAGGGGACGAGGAUGGUAUUGUCAUACCUGGCCCCUACUCGGCUCGUUGCCAUCCCGAAUUAGAUGGUCAAAUUGGUUGUAUCAAAGUAAUUUAUGGGCCAAUCGAUGGGGAUGAUAAUUGGGCUAUUCACCUGAUCCAGCAGCGUCUGCAGAGAAUUGAGCUGAGCCCAAGUCACGUCGGGUGUCCGUGUGCCGCUCAUCUCACAAACUUGAAGGACGGGAACAAGAGAGAAGUUCUCGCCAAGUCUCGUCGCCCAAUCUCUGAUUUUGAGACGAGGCAGAAGAAGAACCAAUGUUAUGCAGAUAUUGAGAGCGGAUUGUGGGGUUGGCAAUGUAAGUCUUCUUUGAUAGCAAAAGAGAAUUGUGCUUUGCGAUGCCUUUCUUCAACUUGUUAUGAGCUUGUCUACGAGAGUGAUCCGCUUGAAGAAGGAGAGAAAGAUCUAGUUAGGGGCCAAGAGUUCAAGUACUGUAUGCACAAUGUUGGUGGUGCUCAUCAAGGCCAGUCUCCCGUGGUUUGUGGCCAGGUUAUACCAGCAGCCACCUUUCGUAUUUACUAG